This is a messenger RNA of Pipistrellus nathusii (Nathusius's pipistrelle), 1185 nucleotides long. The record is from the annotation of a GenBank genome assembly. Lineage: Eukaryota; Metazoa; Chordata; Mammalia; Chiroptera; Vespertilionidae.
AUGCAAGCCGAUUGUAGCCAAUUGCAAAGAGCUGCAGGCAGUGAGGCUGCCUCAGCCUCCCAGAGUGUCCACACAAGAUUGACAGAAGGUCCUGGUCUUCAUUCUGGAGAUGUGCAUAUCCAGGUUGACUCCACACCUAAAGAAGGUGCUGAAAAUCUAAGCUCCAGAAGUACAAGGUCAGGUGGCCAUAGCUGUACCCAGGGAUGUGUACAGAGUCAUGCACGGAAUCAGUUCCGUAACCAAGCAAGGCAGCCUGGUGAUACUUCUAUGGAGUCUGGAGAUCAUGGCAGUAGCUCCUACUCCGAAUUCCGAUAUCUCUUCAAGUGGCUGCAACAGAGUCUUCCAUUUAUUUUGAUUCUGGGUGUCAAACUUGUUGUGCAGCAUAUAACAGGAAUUUCUCUUGGAAUUGGACUGCUUACAACUUUUAUAUAUGCAGACAACAGUAUUGUAAAUCAGGUUUUUCUAAGAGAAAGGUGCUCAAAGAUUCAGUGUGCUUGGUUACUGGUAUUCUUAGCAGGAUCUUCUGCUCUUUUAUAUUAUACCUUUCAUUCUCAGUCACUUUAUCUCAGCUUAAUUUUUUUGAAUCCUACUUUGGACUAUUCGAGCUUCUGGGAAGUACUCUGGAUUGUUGGAAUUACAGACUUCAUCCUGAAAUUCCUCUGCAUGAGCUUAAAAUGCCUUGUUUUAUUGGUGCCUUCUUUCAUCAUACCUUUUAAAUCCAAGGGUUACUGGUACAUGCUUUUAGAAGAAUUCUGUCAGUAUUACCGAACAUUUGUUCCCUUACCAGUUUGGUUUCGUUACCUUAUAAGCUAUGGGGAGUUUGGUAAUAUAACUAGAAGGAUUCUUGGAAUAUUGCUGGCUUUACUCUACCUCAUACUAAAACUUUUGGAAUUUUUUGACCAUCUAAGAAAUUUCAGACAGGUUUUGAGAAAAUUUUUUACACGACCAACUUAUGGAGUGGCUGCCAGCAAGAGACAGUGUUCAGAUGUGGAUGAUAUUUGUUCAAUAUGUCAAGCUGAAUUUCAAAAGCCAAUUCUUCUCAUCUGUCAGCAUAUAUUUUGUGAAGAGUGCAUUACCUUAUGGUUUAACAGAGAGAAAACAUGUCCGCUGUGCAGAACUGUGAUUUUAGACCAUAUAAACAGAUGGAAAGAUGGAGCCACUUCAUCAGACUUCCAAAUAUAUUAA